AUGAGUGAAGAUCAUGCCAACCUCUUUGCGACCGCAGUCCCAGAGAAUGCCAGAUCGUCCAGCACUUUGGGAUUGAAUGCAAUUGGACGAAGUGACGACAAUCAGACCAGCUCUGCUGGACAGGAUGGACCCUCAACUCGAGACCGAGCCAACUCUGUUGCGCAGGAUGAGGACCUCCAGAAUGACACAGGAGAAAUCCAAGUCCCACUCCAAAAUAACGAGAGCAUCGGCAAAGACGACCUUGAAGAAUUCUCCAGAGGAGAGAAACCUCAACUUGAGGAAGAAUCGAUCAGAUAUAUGGAUGACACAGUUGAUAAAUUCAGGCGAGGAGAAAUUACAAAGCUCAAAGCCCUGUCGAACAUCAUUGGAGCCCUCAAUUUCGACCCAUCCAACACUAACAGAGGGAAGGAUGCCGCUAUCAAAUUCUAUGCUAAAACCCUUGAAUAUGCAGCCCUCACUUCUUCAGUGGUUAAGCAAGGAAAGCAUGCCGCAAUUGGACUCAAGCCGAAAUCUGUUCAACACAAGCAACAUGAACCUAAGACCAUUGACACUGUCGGAGUUUUCUAA
This is a messenger RNA of Laccaria bicolor S238N-H82, 567 nucleotides long. RefSeq lists its product as uncharacterized. The coding region runs from base 1 to 567 and encodes 188 amino acids. The transcript has a single exon. The record is from RefSeq and is a predicted model, not a curated record. NCBI's taxonomy places the organism in Eukaryota, Fungi, Basidiomycota, Agaricomycetes, Agaricales, Hydnangiaceae.